This is a messenger RNA of Dipodomys ordii (Ord's kangaroo rat), 3100 nucleotides long. It is a transcript of the gene Syvn1, whose product is annotated as synovial apoptosis inhibitor 1, synoviolin. Lineage: Eukaryota; Metazoa; Chordata; Mammalia; Rodentia; Heteromyidae. Gene Ontology annotation, cellular component: cytoplasm. The transcript has 16 exons. The coding region runs from base 151 to 1974 and encodes 607 amino acids. The record is from RefSeq and is a predicted model, not a curated record.
CGCCGCGCCCGCGCCGCCGGAAGUGAGGUGUCUUACCCCCUAGCUUCCGGUUCGCAGGGGGUGGGGAGUGUUGUUAACCGGAGCGGCUGCCGCAGUCGCGGGGAUUGAGCGGGCUCGCCGCGCUGGGCUCCUGGUCUCCGGGCCAGGGCAAUGUUCCGCACCGCAGUGAUGAUGGCGGCCAGCCUGGCACUGACCGGAGCCGUGGUGGCACAUGCCUACUACCUCAAACACCAGUUCUACCCCACUGUGGUAUACUUGACCAAGUCCAGCCCCAGCAUGGCAGUCCUGUAUAUACAGGCCUUUGUCCUUGUCUUCCUGUUGGGCAAGGUGAUGGGCAAAGUGUUCUUUGGGCAGCUGAGGGCAGCAGAGAUGGAGCACCUUUUGGAGCGUUCCUGGUAUGCCGUCACGGAGACUUGUCUGGCCUUCACUGUCUUUCGGGAUGACUUCAGUCCCCGCUUUGUCGCACUCUUCACUCUCCUCCUCUUUCUCAAAUGUUUCCACUGGCUGGCAGAGGACCGGGUGGACUUUAUGGAACGAAGCCCCAAUAUCUCCUGGCUCUUUCACUGCCGCAUCGUCUCCCUUAUGUUCCUCCUGGGUAUCCUGGACUUCCUCUUCGUCAGCCAUGCCUAUCACAGCAUCCUGACCCGGGGGGCCUCUGUGCAGCUGGUGUUUGGCUUUGAGUAUGCCAUCCUGAUGACCAUGGUGCUGACCAUCUUCGUCAAGUACGUGUUGCACUCUGUGGACCUCCAGAGCGAGAACCCUUGGGAUAAUAAGGCUGUGUACAUGCUCUACACAGAGCUCUUCACAGGCUUCAUCAAGGUUCUGUUGUACAUGGCCUUCAUGACCAUCAUGAUCAAGGUACACACCUUCCCACUCUUUGCCAUCCGGCCCAUGUACCUGGCCAUGAGGCAGUUCAAGAAAGCUGUGACAGAUGCCAUCAUGUCUCGCCGAGCAAUCCGCAACAUGAACACACUGUAUCCAGAUGCCACCCCUGAGGAACUCCAGGCAGUGGACAACGUCUGCAUCAUCUGCCGAGAAGAGAUGGUGACUGGUGCCAAGAGACUGCCCUGCAACCACAUCUUCCAUACCAGCUGCCUGCGCUCCUGGUUCCAGAGGCAGCAGACCUGCCCUACCUGCCGUAUGGAUGUCCUACGGGCAUCACUGCCAGCCCAGUCACCACCGCCCCCUGAGCCUGCGGACCAGGGGCCACCCCCAGCCCCCCACCCCCCACCACUCCUGCCCCAGCCCCCUAACUUCCCCCAGGGCCUCCUGCCUCCUUUUCCUCCAGGCAUGUUCCCACUGUGGCCACCCAUGGGCCCCUUUCCGCCAGUCCCGCCUCCCCCGAGCUCAGGCGAGGCUGUGGCCCCGCCCUCCACCAGUGCAGCCCUUUCUCGGCCCAGUGGAGCAACCACAAGCACAGCUGCUGGUUCGGCCCCUGCACCUGGCUCCGCCCCCGCCCCCGAAGCUGGCCCCGCCCCCGGCUUCCCAUUCCCUCCUCCCUGGAUGGGUAUGCCCCUGCCUCCACCCUUCGCCUUCCCGCCCAUGCCUGUACCCCCCGCGGGCUUUGCGGGGCUGACCCCGGAGGAGCUGCGGGCUCUGGAGGGCCACGAGCGCCAGCACCUGGAGGCCCGGCUGCAGAGCCUGCGCAAUAUCCACACGCUGCUGGACGCGGCCAUGCUGCAGAUCAAUCAGUACCUCACCGUGCUGGCCUCCCUGGGGCCCCCCAGGCCUGCCACUGUCAGUCCCACCGAAGAGACAGCCUCAACAGCGGUUACUGCUACGUCCUCCGCCAGCAACCCCAGCUCUGAGGCUCCCCCUCCACCGCCAGAAGCCUCCCCAUCAGCCUCUGAAAUGGAGAAGCCUCCGGCUCCUGAGACAGUGGGUGCCGAGGAGCUGCCUGAGGAUGGAGAGCCUGAUGCUGCCGAGCUCCGCCGGCGCCGCCUGCAGAAGCUGGAGGCCCCCGUUGCCCACUGACACUGCCCCGGCCCUGGCCCUGCCCCCGCUCUCUUGAGCAACCCUCGCUGGAACACGUCCUGCCACCAAGUGCCAGCUCCCUCUCUGUGUGCACCAGGGAGUAGUAACCCCAGCUCUGAGGACGAAGUGGGGGGCAUCCCCAAGGCCCAGUGGAAAGAGGUUGGCCUCCUGGCUGAGAGCUGGAGCCCUCGGAGCCCCAGGAGGCCAUGGGGACGGUGGGCAGUCCCAGGCUUCUUCUCCACUGUCCAGCCCUGAGGUCUGCUAGGGCUGGGAAGGCAAAAGGCUUGGCCUCUGAGAAGCCCUCUUCUCCACCAUCCCCCCCCCUCCUUCUGGGAGGAGGGGCAGCCCCUCCGGGCCCUACUUGUGUGUGUGGGGUCACGCUGCGUGCUGAACAGUAUUAGCUCCCAGUUCCAAGUGUGGACCCCAGAGGGGCUGGAGGCAGGUCAGGAGCUAGCCCCGCCCCCCUGCCAAGAGUGGUACCGAUCCUCUUCUCACCCCAGUCUCCCCCAGAAGCCCCUUUGUGAUGGUGGCUGUGCCCCCUAUGCCCUGUGGCAUUUCCACGUCUUACUGGCAACCACACAACUCAGGGAAAGGAGUGCCUGGGGGUAGGGGGGCAGGCGGGCAGCACUGAGGGACCCCGCUCCGCCCCUCACCCAGGCCCCUUUCCCCUGCAGCUUCUCAGCUGGGACUGACAGUCUCACCCAGCAGCCACUGCCCAGCCACAUGGGCUGAGGGCCAGUGCGCUGCUCCUUAACCACUGCGACCCUGGAACUCAAGGAAGAUCACUCCUGACCUGCAGACCUGCUCUCCAGUUCAGGACUGAAACUGCUUCCUGACCUAGUGGCUUUUGGCUUAAAUUUUGUCUUUAGAAUCUGAAUGCUUGACCCCAGGAAGGAGGUGCCGGAGCGGGGUUCCUGCUCUCUACAGUCAGUUCACAACAGGCUCUGGGCCAGGCAGGGACCACAGGAGCCAAGGCCUCUGCCCAGCCCAGUCUUUCUUCCCCUUGGUUUUGUGUUACAAGAGUUGCUGGAGACAGUUUCAGAUGAUUAUUUAAUUUGUAAAUAUUGUACAAAUUUUAAUAGCUUAAAUUGUAUAUACAGCCAAAUAAAAACUUGCAUUAACGACC